GAUGUUGUUAUCCUUGGAAGAAGCCUGUGAAGUGCUUGACAGCGAACUGUUCCAGUACUGUAGUCCCUUAACAGCUGGGCAGAGGUUGCUGAAUCCCAGAAGAGCCUGCCAGCAGAAACAAGGCUGCGAGCUCACUGCCAAUACCAAAUCCUACACGUUUCAGGUGGACGAGGAAGAUGACUCCGACCACAUUUUGGCCCUGUCUGUGGUCUGCCUCACGGAUGGUGCCAAGGACGAGUGCAAUGUGGUGGAGGUUGUUGGACGAAACCACGAGAACCAGGAGAUCGCUGUGCCUGUGGCAAACCUGAAGUUGUCAUGCCAGCCCUUGCUGAGUCUGGACAACUUCAAGCUCCAGCCUCCGGUGACCUUCCGCCUGGCAGCAGGCUCUGGCCCAGUACACCUCACCGGCUGGCACCGGAUAGUGCACAGGGAAGAUGCUUCCUUUGAGGAGGACGAUGACUUGUCUGAGGAGGAGGAGGAGGAGGAGGAACUUGCUCCUAUCAUGCCAGCCAAGAAAUAGAAGAGGAACCAGUAACUUAUCUCUAGGCAAGGUACUCGCUGGGACUUCUCUCCCUGGAUGGCUUUUACCUCGGACACCUCUUGCCAGGACCUCAACAUUUGCUGCUUUGGUUUUUUUUGCUUUUUUUUUUUUUCUGUUUUAACUUUUUGGGGAGCAGGGGCUGCUCCCAGCACUGGGGUGUCUCCUUUCCCACAGCCCUGGGAGGUUGAUCCCAAAACUGGAUGGAUGCUGCUGGUAUAUCUCCUCUCCCCCCAUCCCUGUGCUGGGAGUCAGGGAUGGAGGAGGUGAUCCUUGCCCUGUGCCUUUUUGCUGUCCUGGACCUCUGCUCUGUGCACCCCCUCUUCCUGGCUCUAAAUACCCAGUCCUGGCCCCUUCCCCAGCAGAUGGACAGUGGUGGGACAGGCAGUUUCACUGAUUCUAGUGUGUUUGCUUUUCUUUACUCACAAUUUGUUGGUUUUUAUGCACUUGGAAGUGUGAAACCGGGGCCCAGGCUGUGUCCUCAGCUGCAGUUAUGGUAGGGUGGGAGCUCACAGCUUGUCUGAUGUGGGGGGAGGUUCUGGGUCACCCUGCUUUGUAAAGAACUGUUUUUACACUCUGAAUAAAGGUCUCUCAGGCAUCAGGGCUGGAGGGGGAUCUCUGCUGGCUACCAGGUUCCUCCCAUGCACAUUUCAGUGGGAGAUGCUCCUCCAUGUCCAGUCCCUGACACUUGCUUCCCUUGGUGAUGCUGUGGAGCUCCCAGGAGGGACUCGGGGGCUCCUCUCUUUCCCCUGUGGGCUCUGCGUGCUUGUGCCCUGCAGCUCAGCGCUGCAUCCAGGCUACUGAGGGAAGAGGCAGAGUUGCAGGCAGCUCUAUGGGGCAGGGAGCCAGAUUCACAUGUGCUCCCAAAGGUAAUCCAGCCAUCAGCAACACCCCCCUGGUUUGGGCCACAUUGACCCUGGUGCUGGACACUGUCACAGCAAGGUCCUCGCUUGUGUCCUGCUCUCAGCCCAGCAGUGCCCUGUGGAGGGGUGAAACACCAGCACCUGCAGGCUGUGGGGCAGGUUUGAGCUCUGACCUUUGUUGAGGAGUUGUAUUCCCCCGUGUCUGGGUACUUGGAGAGGGUUUGAUCCUUUCUGUGCUUCAGUCAGGUGGCACUUCUCGCGCCUGGGGGCUGGUCCUGUCCUUAAAUGUUUCUCUGGUGGUUCCCCUGCAUCCCAUCUUGGAUCACUGGCCCACGGGUGGAUGCCUGUCCCAGCCCUCCUUGUCUGUGACACUGGCUGUUAUCCCUGAGAAGCAGCAUGUACUGUUCUGCCCUGCUGGCUCUGUCGGUGCCCUGGGACCGUGAGUUUCUCAGUUGUGUGGACUCCGGUAGGAAAUCCUCCAGGGCAGAUCCUCAGCUUGGGCUCCAUCCUAGGUCGUGAGUGGGGCCGUUUCUCUCUGGGGCCUGUGCAGCUCCUUCCCACCUCCCCACUGUUCUUCCUGCCCCAAACAGCCCUUGAUCGGCUCCCCUUGACCAGCACAGAGGGAGGCUUUGAUGUCUCUUGCAGCAAAGCGGGGAAAGGACCCUUGGCAUCCCAACCCCGUGCCAUGGGACCCUGCCUGCCCGGGAGGCACCAG
Haliaeetus leucocephalus (bald eagle) is the source of this 2116-nucleotide messenger RNA. RefSeq names its product nucleophosmin/nucleoplasmin 3 (gene NPM3). The transcript is spliced from 7 exons. The record is from RefSeq and is a predicted model, not a curated record. The coding region runs from base 2 to 520 and encodes 172 amino acids. NCBI's taxonomy places the organism in Eukaryota, Metazoa, Chordata, Aves, Accipitriformes, Accipitridae. Gene Ontology annotation, molecular function: histone binding; chromatin binding; RNA binding. Gene Ontology annotation, biological process: chromatin remodeling. Gene Ontology annotation, cellular component: cytoplasm; nucleoplasm; nucleolus.